AGAGGAAACACUCACUGAGGAAGUAAUGUGUCAAGAUUGACAAGCUGUGUUAUAAGAACUACUCAUCGACAUAAAACAUAGAGAUCGUUUUAAUGCCAAAAUGGAGGUUGAUUUGCCCUUGUUGAAGUCUCCAAAAGGUCUACUGAAAAUAUCAGAAAUGGUAUGUGUUUUUGUGGCUUUUGUGUGUUAUGCAGUGGCAUCUAGGUCGCCCUACAUUGCAGCGACAUGCAUGGAAUUUUUAAUCACACUUGGUUUUCUUCUGCUCUACCUACUGAAACUCAACAAGAUGUUCACUCUCUUCGUCUGGCCUCUUAUUGAUGUGUUCAACUCGUUCUUUGCAGCUGCACUGAUGUGUAUUCUUAGCCUGGUAGCAGUUUCUACAUACACAGUGAAGGGCACUUUGAGCGGAGGGAUCGUGGGUUUUGUAGCUGCAGCCUUGUGGUCUUUGGAUGGCUAUAUCCUUUUCAAAAAAAUCACAUUCAACAAGCCAAGAACCAGCCCAGAGGCCCAAACAGGGAACAAUUAAAGCUUUACAGGACCAACUGUCUCAUUUUGUGAGCGGACCUAUUUUGUAAAACCAAAAUAAGAUUGUAAAAUACUUAUAUAGGUAUAAUGUAUUCAUUAUUAUUAUUAUUAUUAUUAUUAUUAUUAUUAUUAAAUAGAGUUGCCACUCUGUCCUGUGAACUAAAGUGUCCAGAACUGUCUCUGGGAAUGCAUGUUGCUUUAAUACACAUAAGUGUGCAAAAUGAUGAAACCUAUCCACAAAUAUUCACCACUCAAAAUAAAUUCCUCCAUAAAUUGAGCAUGUUGUUAUUGUCUCAACAAAUAAUUUUCUUGUUCUCAAAGUAAAAAUGCACUUUGUCUGAAAGAUUGUUGUUAUCCAAAGUUACUAAUUUAAUGUAUUUUCCCAAUCAUGACAAUUGUAGGCUAUUCAAAUGCAUUCAUGACUUAUGCCUUAUGCCUUUUUUUUCAUGGUAGACUUUUAAACUCAUUCUGAAAGCGUUAUAUGUUAUUAUGAACAACACGUGACGCUAACUAAAGUUAAGAAGUUUCAAAAACAGUUUUGAAGGAUUAAAAGGGGCUUGAAGGCUGACCCCGAACAGUGAAUGAGAUGAGAUCUGUUCAGUCGUGCAGUUGUUGUACAGCAGAUCUCUCCGUCCUGUGAGAGAUCGCCCACAUUCUCUGUUCACUGAGCUAGUAACAGUCUCCAGAUUUCGGGAAUGCAGAUCGUUUCCGCACUGUCAUGAUUUC
Messenger RNA from Carassius auratus (goldfish), 1251 nucleotides. RefSeq names its product chemokine like factor (gene cklf). The record is from RefSeq and is a predicted model, not a curated record. The coding region runs from base 101 to 526 and encodes 141 amino acids. Gene Ontology annotation, cellular component: membrane. Lineage: Eukaryota; Metazoa; Chordata; Actinopteri; Cypriniformes; Cyprinidae. The transcript is spliced from 4 exons.